AUGUCGGAUCAUGAUACUCCAAUGGAAAGCAUACAAAAUGGUGAAAAUUCAGACGAAAGAUUGAACGCCAUUGCGUCUUUUUUCGGUUGCUCUUUAGAGCAGGUUAAAUCAUUUGACGGUGAUGUGGUAAAACACCUUAACGAUAAACUUUUACAGUUUAAUGAACUUAAAUCGGAGAAUCUAAAGGUUACCGUCUCAUUCGAUGAAUUGAAGGCUAGUUCUUUAAAGAAAAUUGAUGGUUUGAAGACAGAAAUGGAAAACGUUAUAAGAGAAAAUGAUAAAAUCCGAAAAGAGAGGAAUGAUACUUUUGUUAAGUUCGAAUCUGUAGAAAAUGAAAAGAUGAAAUUAUCAAGUGAGCUAGAGUUUGUGAAAAGGAAGCUCGAUGAUUUAACUGAGGAGAAAAAGGAAACCCAGAGUAAUCAACAGCGAACCCUGAAAAUACUGGAUGAAAGACUAAAAGAAAUAGAAUUGGUCAGGGUUGAGAAUAAUCGCUCCAAUAGUGAAUGUAAGAAACUACGCUCUACAAUAAUGGAUUUAGAAACAAAACAACAGGGCUAUAUUACUAAUGACCUGAAUUCUAGAACUGAACUGGAAAGAAAAACACAAGAAUUGACUUUAUUGCAGUCAAAUAAUGAUUGGCUAGAAAAGGAGCUACGUUCAAAAAAUGAACAGUAUCUCUCCUACAGACAAAAAACCGACAAAGUAAUUCUAGAUAUCAGGAAUGAAUUAAAUCGUUUAAGGAAUGAUUUUCAAAUGGAAAGAACGAAUAAUGAUGUUUUGAAGCAAAAAAAUAACGAAUUGUCAAAAUCUUUACAAGAAAAACUACUGGAAAUCAAGGGUCUAUCCGACUCCCUAAAUUCCGAAAAGCAAGAAUUUUCUGCAGAAAUGUCCCUAAAGCAACGUUUAGUGGACCUUUUAGAAUCACAAUUGAACGCUGUAAAAGAAGAAUUGAACAGUAUAAGAGAGUUGAACACUGCAAAGGUAAUAGCAGAUGAUUCAAAAAAACAAACUCCCGAAAAUGAAGACUUACUUAAGGAAUUGCAGUUAACGAAAGAAAAAUUAGCACAAUGCGAAAAAGAAUGUCUACGUUUAUCCUCUAUAACUGACGAAGCAGAUGAAGAUAAUGAAAAUUUAUCUGCAAAAUCUAGUUCUGAUUUUAUAUUCCUGAAGAAACAAUUAAUUAAAGAAAGGCGUACCAAGGAACAUCUUCAAAAUCAAAUUGAAACAUUCAUCGUAGAGUUGGAACAUAAAGUGCCCAUUAUAAACUCUUUCAAAGAAAGAACUGACAUGUUGGAAAACGAAUUGAAUAACGCUGCAUUGUUACUAGAGCAUACAUCGAACGAGAAGAAUGCAAAGGUUAAGGAAUUAAAUGCCAAAAACCAAAAGCUAGUGGAAUGUGAAAAUGAUCUUCAAACUUUAACUAAACAACGUCUCGAUCUAUGCCGUCAAAUACAAUACCUUUUAAUUACCAAUUCUGUUUCUAAUGACUCGAAGGGACCCUUACGUAAGGAAGAAAUUCAAUUUAUUCAAAACAUUAUGCAGGAAGACGAUAGUACUAUCACAGAAUCUGACUCUCAAAAAGUCGUAACUGAAAGACUAGUUGAAUUCAAAAACAUUAUUCAAUUACAAGAAAAAAAUGCAGAACUUUUGAAAGUAGUAAGAAACUUAGCCGAUAAGUUGGAAUCGAAAGAAAAGAAAUCUAAACAAAGUCUUCAGAAAAUCGAAAGUGAAACAGUAAAUGAGGCUAAAGAGGCUAUAAUAACUUUAAAGAGUGAAAAAAUGGAUCUAGAAUCAAGAAUUGAGGAACUACAGAAAGAGCUUGAAGAAUUGAAAACUUCUGUUCCCAACGAAGAUGCGUCAUACAGCAAUGUAACUAUAAAACAGUUAACCGAAACUAAGAGAGACCUCGAAUCUCAAGUACAAGACUUGCAAACUCGUAUCUCGCAAAUUACUAGGGAGUCUACUGAAAAUAUGUCACUUUUAAACAAGGAGAUACAGGACCUGUAUGACAGCAAGAGCGACAUAUCCAUUAAGCUUGGAAAGGAAAAAUCAUCGAGAAUAUUGGCAGAGGAACGAUUUAAACUACUUUCGAAUACGUUAGAUCUAACUAAAGCUGAGAACGACCAACUGCGCAAAAGGUUUGAUUAUUUACAGAAUACUAUUUUAAAACAAGAUUCCAAAACACACGAGACACUUAAUGAAUACGUUUCCUGUAAAUCUAAGUUAAGCAUUGUUGAAACAGAAUUAUUGAACCUGAAAGAAGAACAGAAAUUAAGAGUUCAUUUAGAAAAGAACUUGAAACAAGAACUGAAUAAACUCUCCCCUGAAAAGGACAGUUUACGCAUCAUGGUAACUCAAUUACAAACUUUACAAAAGGAGCGUGAAGAUCUAUUGGAAGAGACUAGGAAAUCAUGUCAAAAGAAAAUAGAUGAACUUGAAGAUGCUCUCAGCGAACUUAAAAAGGAAACUUCUCAAAAAGACCAUCAUAUCAAACAGCUGGAAGAAGACAACAAUUCAAAUAUAGAAUGGUACCAAAAUAAAAUCGAAGCUUUGAAGAAAGAUUAUGAAUCAGUAAUAACUUCUGUAGAUAGUAAGCAAACUGACAUUGAGAAAUUACAAUAUAAAGUCAAAUCACUAGAAAAGGAAAUCGAGGAGGACAAGAUUCGUUUACAUACUUAUAAUGUUAUGGAUGAAACAAUUAACGAUGAUUCCCUACGCAAGGAGUUGGAAAAAUCCAAGAUUAACUUAACUGAUGCUUAUUCACAAAUCAAAGAAUACAAGGAUCUCUACGAGACUACCUCUCAGUCUUUGCAGCAAACGAAUUCUAAAUUGGAUGAAUCUUUCAAGGACUUUACUAACCAGAUUAAAAACCUAACUGAUGAAAAAACUAGUUUGGAGGAUAAGAUUUCGCUUCUAAAAGAGCAAAUGUUUAAUUUGAAUAAUGAGCUAGAUUUGCAGAAAAAAGGGAUGGAAAAAGAAAAAGCUGACUUUAAGAAAAGGAUAUCAAUUUUACAGAACAAUAAUAAAGAAGUCGAAGCUGUUAAGUCCGAAUAUGAAUCGAAGUUAUCAAAAAUCCAAAACGACCUUGAUCAACAAACUAUAUAUGCUAAUACUGCGCAAAACAACUAUGAACAAGAACUACAGAAACAUGCAGAUGUUUCUAAGACGAUUAGUGAAUUAAGAGAGCAAUUACAUACGUACAAAGGUCAAGUUAAGACCCUGAACUUAUCGCGUGAUCAACUGGAGAAUGCUCUGAAAGAAAACGAAAAGAGUUGGUCCUCCCAGAAGGAAUCUUUAUUAGAACAGCUAGAUUUAUCGAAUUCUCGUAUUGAGGAUUUAUCCUCCCAAAAUAAACUAUUGUAUGAUCAAAUACAAAUCUACACAGCUGCGGACAAAGAAGUCAAUAAUUCGACAAACGGACCUGGUUUGAAUAAUAUUUUAAUUACACUACGUCGCGAAAGGGAUAUUCUUGAUACAAAAGUGACGGUGGCUGAAAGAGAUGCAAAAAUGUUGAGACAAAAAAUUUCUUUGAUGGAUGUUGAAUUACAAGAUGCUCGUACUAAGCUAGAUAAUUCAAGAGUUGAAAAGGAAAAUCAUUCUUCCAUUAUUCAACAGCAUGACGACAUUAUGGAGAAAUUAAAUCAAUUAAAUCUAUUAAGAGAAAGUAACAUAACAUUGCGGAAUGAGCUGGAAAACAACAAUAACAAGAAGAAGGAACUGCAAUCUGAAUUAGAUAAAUUGAAGCAAAAUGUUGCGCCUAUCGAGUCCGAAUUGACAGCCUUGAAAUAUUCUAUGCAAGAAAAAGAGCAAGAGCUCAAAUUAGCUAAAGAAGAGGUUCAUCGUUGGAAAAAGCGCUCACAAGACAUAUUGGAGAAACAUGAACAAUUGAGCUCAAGCGAUUAUGAGAAGCUAGAAAGCGAGAUAGAAAAUUUGAAGGAGGAACUAGAAAAUAAGGAGCGUCAAGGAGCGGAAGCCGAGGAAAAAUUUAACAGGCUGAGAAGACAAGCGCAAGAGAGAUUAAAAACAUCAAAACUCUCACAGGACUCAUUGACUGAACAAGUAAAUAGUCUAAGGGAUGCAAAGAACGUGUUGGAAAAUUCCUUGAGUGAGGCAAACGCGAGAAUCGAAGAGUUACAAAAUGCAAAAGUAGCACAAGGUAACAACCAGUUAGAAGCAAUAAGAAAAUUACAAGAAGACGCAGAAAAGGCUUCAAGAGAGCUUCAAGCCAAGUUAGAAGAAAGUACGACUUCUUACGAAUCUACGAUAAACGGCUUAAAUGAAGAGAUUACAACAUUAAAAGAAGAAAUUGAAAAACAAAGGCAAAUCCAGCAACAGUUACAAGCUACAUCUGCAAAUGAACAAAAUGACUUAUCUAACAUAGUUGAGUCUAUGAAAAAGUCUUUUGAAGAAGAUAAAAUCAAAUUCAUCAAAGAAAAAACCCAAGAAGUUAAUGAAAAAAUACUCGAGGCCCAAGAAAGGCUAAAUCAACCUUCCAAUAUCAAUAUGGAGGAGAUUAAAAAAAAAUGGGAAUCUGAGCACGAACAGGAAGUAUCUCAAAAGAUUCGCGAAGCUGAGGAAGCCCUCAAAAAGCGAAUCAGAUUACCCACUGAGGAGAAAAUUAAUAAGAUAAUCGAACGAAAGAAGGAGGAAUUGGAAAAAGAGUUUGAAGAAAAGGUUGAGGAGAGAAUAAAAUCAAUGGAACAAUCUGGAGAAAUAGACGUGGUGCUUCGAAAACAGCUAGAAGCUAAGGUUCAAGAGAAACAAAAGGAAUUGGAAAACGAGUAUAACAAAAAAUUACAAGAAGAACUCAAAGAUGUACCACACUCAAGUCAUAUCUCAGAUGAUGAAAGGGACAAAUUACGAGCAGAAAUCGAAAGCAGGUUGAGGGAGGAGUUCAACAAUGAACUGCAAGCCAUAAAGAAGAAAUCCUUCGACGAAGGAAAGCAACAAGCAAUGAUGAAAACUACCCUUUUGGAAAGAAAACUUGCCAAGAUGGAAUCUCAAUUGUCAGAAACAAAACAAAGUGCCGAGAGUCCUCCGAAAUCUGUUAACAAUGUACAAAAUCCAUUACUAGGAUUACCUAGGAAAAUCGAAGAGAAUUCAAAUUCACCAUUCAAUCCGUUACUUUCCGGUGAAAAACUCUUAAAGCUAAAUUCUAAGUCUUCAUCAGGUGGAUUUAACCCUUUUACCUCGCCAUCCCCAAAUAAGCACUUACAAAAUGAUAAUGACAAAAGGGAGUCGUUGGCUAACAAGACAGAUCCACCAACUCAUUUGGAACCCAGCUUCAACAUUCCCGCCUCAAGGGGUCUAAUAUCUUCAUCUUCCACUUUGUCAACUGAUACAAAUGAUGAAGAACUUACUAGCAACAAUCCUGCCCAAAAGGAUUCAUCGAACAGAAAUGUUCAAUCGGAAGAGGAUACAGAAAAAAAGAAAGAGGGAGAACCUGUUAAAAGAGGAGAGGCAAUAGAAGAGCAGACGAAAUCCAACAAGCGACCUAUUGAUGAGGUAGGAGAGCUGAAAAAUGAUGAAGACGACACUACAGAAAACAUUAAUGAGUCAAAAAAGAUCAAGACUGAAGAUGAGGAAGAAAAAGAAACCGAUAAGGUGAAUGACGAGAACAGUAUAUAA
This is a messenger RNA of Saccharomyces cerevisiae S288C, 5628 nucleotides long. It is a transcript of the gene MLP1, whose product is annotated as Mlp1p. Lineage: Eukaryota; Fungi; Ascomycota; Saccharomycetes; Saccharomycetales; Saccharomycetaceae. Bases 1 to 5628 code for a protein of 1875 amino acids. The transcript has a single exon. Gene Ontology annotation, biological process: protein import into nucleus. Gene Ontology annotation, cellular component: nucleus; nuclear pore; nuclear envelope. The record is from RefSeq and is marked reviewed.